CCGAGAGAGAAUCUAAACCCCCGCUACCCAAUCAAAUUACCAAUUUACCCCCAACAAAUGCCCUGUUGAACCGUACUCCAGCACCAUACCAGUAGCUUCCACCGCCGGCGCCAGCUUCCUCUCUUUAGGUUCCCUUCUUCUCCGGCACCGCCACCAGUUUCUCCAGUUUUCUUCGUGAUUUCGUGAGAAAAAUGGGAAAGCUGGGAAAGAAAGCCAGGAAAUUUGCCAAGAAGAAUCUUCAGUCCGUGCUCAAGCGAAAGCGAAAAUUGAACUCUAUGUUUAAAAGGAAAGCUGCCAAAAAUGAGCAGAGUGCCCCUGAGGACCCUGACGAGAAGAAGAUAGAACAGCCUAACGAAAGAAUUCAUGAAGUUGAAGAUGUAAAUGAAGUUUCCCUUGAGGCAAUAUUCGGUGAGGAUGACAGUGAUGUGGCCGAUGAUGACUCAGAAAGUGAUGGAUAUCUCUCCGAGGUUGGGGACUCUGACUGCAGAUUUAUGGCUGAAAGUGAAGGAGAGGGUUAUCUAAAAGAGGACAAAAACAGUGGUGCUCUGUCAUCACAUAAUAAGGAAAUUCAGUUAAACCUCACAAAGAAAAAGAAGAAACUGGACAGGCUGAAAGAAAAGGAUCCUGGAUUUUCCAAGUUUCUGGAAAGCUAUGAUGACAGCCCUAGGAAAUUUAGAUACGAGGAUAACUACUCCGAUGACGUUCGCACCAGUAAUGGCAUCAUGGAGUGCGUGAAUGACAAUGGCUCAAAUUCAGCUGAGUAUAAAUUGCUGACUAGCUCUGCCUUUAUUUCUUGGUGUCAACUAGUUACAGAGCAGCAUUCUGUGCCAGCACUUAUUUGUUUGUUAAAUGGGUAUCGUGCUGCGUGUCAUUUUGGAAAUGACUCAUCUGGUCUUCUUGAAUCUGGCUUAUGUUAUGGAAUUGAAGACAGCAAGAUAUUUUGUGAGAUUUUGCUGUUCAUGCUUCAGAAGGCUGAUAGUAUAUUUCGGGGUAUUCUAGGGGUAUCGGACACCAGUUGCAGGAAGGAGAAAAUUUUAGAGUUGAAGAAUAGUACAAAAUGGAAAACUUUGAAGCCACUGAUCAAGUCUUAUUUUAGGAGUACCUUGUUUCUCUUGAAUCAGGUUACUGAUUCAGAGAUUUUGGCCUUUUCCUUAACCAGACUUAGAGCUUCUAUUAUAUUUUUUGCUGCAUAUCCUUAUUUGCUCCACAGAUUUAUCAAGAUUGCAAUUCAUUUGUGGACAACAGGUGAAGGGACUCUAUCUUCACACGCCUUUCUCAUCAUAAAAGAUGUGGCUACAGUUUUCAGCUCAGAAUGCUACGACACCUGUUUGAUUAAAGUAUAUAAAUCAUUCAUUGGAAACUGCAGACUUGUAGACCCGAAUUUAGCCAAGCACAUACAGUUUCUUAGGGACUCCCUUGUGGAGUUAUGCUCAUUAGAUGUACAGAGAGCUUAUAACAGAGCAGCAGCUUCUAUCCAACAACUUGGUAAGAUUUUGCAGCUGGGUCAAGGGACAAAGAAGAAGGAAGCUGUGAAGAGGAUAUGCAGUUGGCAGUACACUAGCUGUAUUGAUCUUUGGGUUUCAUUUAUAUCAAUUAAUAUUCGAGAUUAUGAUCUACAGCCACUGCUUUAUAUGACCAUUCAGGUUAUAAAUGGAGUGGCUCGCCUAUUUCCUGGACCAAGAUAUUUGCCUCUAAGGCUUAAAUGCAUUCAGUGGCUAAAUCAUCUUUCUAGUUCUAAUGGAAUUUUCAUUCCUGUUGCAUCUUUGGUGUUGGAUAUCUUGGAGUAUAAACUUACCAAGGAGGGUGGUAAGCCCGGAAAGGAGCUUGAGGUCUCAUCAGCCAUGAAGUUGCCAAAACAUUGGUUGAAAUCUCGGAACUUCCAAGAAGCUUGUGUCUUUUCUGCCAUUGAACUGCUUGCUGUGCACUUUGCUCAAUGGAGUUACCACAUAUCUUUUCCUGAGCUUGCAACUAUUCCAGUCAUACGACUGAGGAAGUUUCAUGACAUAACAACUACCGAGAGUUUCCGGCGAGCUGUAAAGCGUCUUAUUGACCAGGUGGAGCAGAAUGUUGAAUUUGUUAGAAAGAGGAGAGAUGAGGUAGCUUUUUCACCAAAAGAUCAGCAAUCUGUUGAAUCAUUUCUCCAGCUUGAAAAGUGCAAUGGAAAUGCUCCUUUUACACAUUAUUACAGAAGCAUCAUAGAAAAGGCUGCUUCUAGCAAUCUGAUUAUAAGUGAAAAAUUAAGCUCCACAAAGCAGAAGAAUUCAAGGAGAAAGCAUGAACUUGCUAGCAAUGUGAUAGGUAUCACUGUAAAUGGUGGAGUUCCAAAGAAACAAGUGGCUUUGUAAUGGAGGACAUGAAAAUAUGAGAAA
Molecule: messenger RNA, 2369 nt
Organism: Carica papaya (papaya)
Lineage: Eukaryota; Viridiplantae; Streptophyta; Magnoliopsida; Brassicales; Caricaceae
Product: Noc2p family
Biological process (GO): ribosomal large subunit biogenesis
Cellular component (GO): nucleolus; Noc2p-Noc3p complex; nucleoplasm
Source: RefSeq, a predicted model, not a curated record